AUGAAUUCAAUAUCUCGUUCUUCUUCAUCGUCAUCGGAUAUUAUAGGCAACAAUGUUGAUCUCUUUACACGGGUUCUGUUGUGUUUACCAGUAAAACCUUUGCUCGUAUUUAAAUCCGUAUCGAAACAAUGGUUUUCGGGUAUAUCUUAUCCACUUUUCAUUAAACAACAUACUCAAAAACAGAACCUACGUUCAUUAAUGAUGCAGACAGCAUCAAAAAUCCCAACAUUCGAGUUCAUAUCUCUAGAUGGAUCAUCAUCGUCAUCUGUCUCCUUCGGAACCCUAGAUUUUCUUAGAGCAAGGAUUCAGCAAUCUUGCAAUGGCCUGUUGUGUUGCAGUAGCCAUAAUAAAGAUAACGAAAUCUUCACCUAUUACAUCUGCAAUCCAGCGACGAAGAAAUAUCGCAGAAUUGUUGAUUUUACAGUUGAUAUGGCCAAAGGAAAAGGUUUCGAAAUGCUUGUGAGUGUCAGUUUGGCUUAUGAUCCGCUCAAAUCACCUAAUUACAAAGCUAUUUGUGUUUGGAAGAUGUCACCUGAACAAUGUAUUCGUUGGUCGUACCGAAUUGAGAUAUACUCAUCUGAGACUGAUUCUUGGAAGCUCUGUGGAGAUGUUUUUUUCCUACCUCCUUGUAUUAUCAAUACAAGUGGAGUAUAUUGGAAUGGUUCAUUGCAUUGGGUCGACACUUGGGAUCACGAGAAUCAUAUUUGUUUCAAUGUUGAUCAAGAAUUAAGAAGUGGAAUGCCGCCGUGUAGUUCUCUUGUAUACUCAACGGCGUAUUCGGUUGUCGAAUACUUUGGGGAGUGUAGAGGUCGGUUACAUCAUAUUUCAAGGUAUGGGCAUCCGCAGGUUGCAUGUAUUAUUUGA
This is a messenger RNA of Papaver somniferum (opium poppy), 864 nucleotides long. RefSeq names its product F-box protein At5g07610-like. NCBI's taxonomy places the organism in Eukaryota, Viridiplantae, Streptophyta, Magnoliopsida, Ranunculales, Papaveraceae. Bases 1 to 864 code for a protein of 287 amino acids. The transcript has a single exon. The record is from RefSeq and is a predicted model, not a curated record. Gene Ontology annotation, molecular function: protein binding.